AUGGAAUUGAGAGAAAUGCAUACUGAAACACUUUCGUAUACUGUAGAUGCCAAACCGUCUACGUUUGAGUAUUACACGGAGCGUUACUAUCAUCAGUAUCUUGUGAAAAACUGUAAAGGUGUGGAAAAUAACAACUGUAGAUUACUAGUUCAUAGCAAUGGUCUUUGUAUUCUUUGUAUUGAUGAAUCACACGCCGCAGUUCGUUCGUGUCGAGAAAAAAAAGUUACAGCUGAGGAAAAUGAUUCAGGAGUAAAUCUUCAUAUAGCUUCAGUAACGUUUGGAUCAGGUCGUGGUAACUCGAAAAUGACCCCAGAAGGUGUUCGAGUAGUUGGAAAACGCAAGAAGAACGCUAUUAUAUGUCAAGAAGAUACUAAAGUUUGUGUAGUGACAAUGUCAGAUGGAACUGUGUAUAAUAUUCCCGCUUGUAUAGAUGGUUUUGUGUUGGAGCUGAACGCGGCAGUUCAAGAACGACCCUCACUACUUGUAGAAGCACCCGUAACAGAGGGAUAUAUUGCUAUUAUAUCCCCAAACCAUUCUAAAGUGAAUUACAGCAAAUAUAUAAAGAUUUCUACAGCAACCGGAGGAGAUAUUAUGGAUGAGGAUGAAGAAGAUUUGGUGAGAAAUGGGACCGAUUAA
This is a messenger RNA of Trypanosoma theileri, 636 nucleotides long. RefSeq lists its product as uncharacterized. Gene Ontology annotation, cellular component: nucleus. Bases 1 to 636 code for a protein of 211 amino acids. The transcript has a single exon. The record is from RefSeq and is a predicted model, not a curated record. NCBI's taxonomy places the organism in Eukaryota, Euglenozoa, Kinetoplastea, Trypanosomatida, Trypanosomatidae.